AAAAGGAAUUAUGACCAGCGACUCCUCAAGUGCCUUUUGAUCUUGAAAAUAUCAAUUAAAUUACACCCCCAUCAUCCAGAACCUCUGGAAAAUGGCGACGUCUUACGUCAAGGAUGACGAAGGAGGAACAUUUAUACCAGCUAGCCAACGUCCUGAUGGCUCCUGGAGGAAACCGAGAAGAGUGAAGGAUGGAUACGUUCCUCAGGAAGAGGUCCCUCUGUAUGAGAGCCUGGGUAAACAAUUUUCGAAGAAUAAAAUAAAUUAUCCUGUGGGGAUGUCCCCAGAGUACGUGGCAGCCCACAAGGCAAAAGUCGAGGCACAACAGCAGGGAAAAUCCCUGAUUCCUGGAAUGGUUGUUGUUAACGAGCCAAAGAAGAAGAAAAAGAAGAGCAAGAGCAAAAAUACGAAUGCACUGGCUGAGGAAUUAGGUAAAGCAUCUUUGACUGACGAGUCCAGUACAGCUGAGCCCAGUAAAACCAGUAAACAAAAUCCAAAAUCUGGAAAAUCUCCAGCCACACCACCAGCAAGGCAAGACGGUGCCUCAUUACUCAGUGAUAGUAUGAAGAGGCUGAAAAAUUUGAGGAAAAAAUUGCGGGAAAUUGAGAGUCUCGAGGGGAAAAUUAAAAGUGGAGAAAUUAAAAAUCCGGAGAAAGAGAUGGUGGAUAAAGUUGCGAGGAAAAAAGAAGUCUUGGAUGAGAUUAAAUUAUUGGAGUCGAACCAAUAAAUCGGAUGAUUGUAAUUUUUCUUUGUACAUUGAGCUCUUUGAAUUAAUUUCAAUUAAUUGACAAGAGAUAGAAAUUUAAGUCAGGCGAGGAGGAAUUUAACCGCAUUUUUAGGACUUCAGGGAGUUUUUAGUUUUUCAAAUGAACUGUGACAAAUGCUAGUUAAUGUCAGACGUCAGAUCUUGAAGGGCCGUCCAAAUGCAAUUUCAUUAUUCUCAAUCAAUAAUUGAUUGAUGAUAAUUCAUGUACAAAUCGAUGCUCAACGCCUCCAAUUUUUCAAACAGUUCUCCGAAAUUAAAAGAGCGACCGCUAGUGCAUAAACGGAUUUCUGACGUUGAGGAUUUACAGAAGAUUUAUUUUAUUGGAGAAGUUAUAGGGAGAGGAAAUUUUGGAACUGUAGUUAAGGCGAAGCAUAGAACAACUAAAAUUUACUGGGCCAUUAAGCUGAUUAAUAAACGACAAGUAAGAAUCAUGUGUUAAUCCUCAAAUUGAAAAUGAUGAAUGAAUGAAUUUACUCAAUUCUAUUAUUUUACUGGUUCAUUGGGAUUUUAAAUUCAAGUGCAAUUGUAAAAAAUAGAUAUUUUUGUAGGCAGGAGCUUCUAGAGUACUCCUGGUUGAGCGAGAAAUUCACAUUCUAAAAUUAGUCAACCAUCCCAAUAUAAUUCUACUAGAUUGUGUCUUCGAAUCUCCGAAAGUAUGAAAUAGUGACAAAUGUACAAUAAGUCUGAAAAUUUGAUACAGAUUAAAGUGCAAAUGUCUGAACCUUUUCUCCAAAA
Messenger RNA from Fopius arisanus, 1498 nucleotides. RefSeq names its product partner of Y14 and mago (gene Pym). The transcript is spliced from 3 exons. Gene Ontology annotation, cellular component: cytoplasm; exon-exon junction complex. NCBI's taxonomy places the organism in Eukaryota, Metazoa, Arthropoda, Insecta, Hymenoptera, Braconidae. The coding region runs from base 92 to 724 and encodes 210 amino acids. Gene Ontology annotation, molecular function: RNA binding. Gene Ontology annotation, biological process: exon-exon junction complex disassembly. The record is from RefSeq and is a predicted model, not a curated record.